Messenger RNA from Populus trichocarpa (black cottonwood), 1629 nucleotides. RefSeq lists its product as uncharacterized. NCBI's taxonomy places the organism in Eukaryota, Viridiplantae, Streptophyta, Magnoliopsida, Malpighiales, Salicaceae. Gene Ontology annotation, biological process: steroid biosynthetic process. The transcript is spliced from 5 exons. Gene Ontology annotation, molecular function: 3-beta-hydroxy-Delta5-steroid dehydrogenase (NAD+) activity. The record is from RefSeq and is a predicted model, not a curated record. Bases 86 to 1522 code for a protein of 478 amino acids.
UCUGCUAAUAAAAAUAGCAGGAAAGAUUUUCUCUUUUUUUACCCUUCUCGAGAGAGCAAGAAAAGGAACCAAAACGGAAAGCAAAAUGCACUUGAGCGAGAAUGAAGGGAUAGAGGCCAACACCUUUGUAGUCACAGGUGGAUUGGGUUUCGUGGGUUCCGCCUUAUGUCUGGAGCUGGUCCGUCGAGGUGCUCGCCAAGUCCGAGCCUUUGAUCUCCGACUCACUUCUCCUUGGUCUGAUGAUCUCAAGAAUCAUGGGGUUCGACUCAUUCAAGGGGAUCUUACUCGAAAAAAAGAUGUUGAUAAAGCCUUACGUGGGGCCGAUUGUGUUUUCCACCUUGCUUCGUAUGGCAUGUCGGGGAAAGAAAUGCUCCAGUUUGGUCGGGUUGAUGAGGUGAAUAUUAGUGGAACUUGUCUUGUUUUGGAGGCUUGUCUCGAGUUUGAGAUCAGAAGGCUUGUUUAUGUGAGCACAUAUAAUGUUGUAUUCGGUGGAAAGGAGAUUGUGAAUGGCAAUGAAAGCUUACCUUACUUCCCUAUUGAUGACCAUGUUGAUUCGUAUGGGCGGAGCAAAUCGAUUGCUGAACAGUUGAUUUUAAAGCACAAUGGCCGACCUUUUAAGAAGAACAAUGGAAAACGUCUUUACACGUGUGCAAUUCGUCCCGCUGCUAUAUAUGGGCCAGGUGAAGAAAGGCAUUUUCCGAGGAUUGUAUCCUUUGCCAAGCUAGGUCUUCUGCCUUUCAAAAUUGGUGAUUCAAAUGUGAAGACAGACUGGGUAUAUGUGGAUAACCUUGUGCUUGCAAUAAUAUUGGCAAGCAUGGGGCUUUUGGAUGACAUUCCCAAAAAAGGAGGGCAUCCAGUUGCUGCUGGCCAGCCAUACUUUAUAUCUGAUGGGUCUCCAAUCAACAGUUUUGAAUUCCUGCGGCCUCUGCUUAGAAGCCUGGAUUAUGACCUACCAAAGGCUGCUUUAUCUGUCUCUCAUGCUCUUUUUCUGGGAAGGAUGUUCUCUGCUAUCUAUACAGUCUUGUACCCAUGGUUGAAUCGGUGGUGGCUUCCUCAACCACUCAUCCUUCCUGCUGAAGUAUACAAGGUUGGCGUGACCCACUACUUCUCAUUCCUAAAAGCCAAGGAGGAGCUUGGCUAUGUUCCAAUGGUUAGUCCUCGGGAGGGCAUGGCUGCAACUAUCUCAUACUGGCAGGAAAGGAAAAGGAAAGCUUUGGAUGGUCCUAACAUAUAUGCAUGGCUCUUUGUUGUGGUUGGAAUGAUUUCAUUGUUCGGUGUUGCUUACUUGCCAGACAUAGGACCAGUGCCGCUUUUAAGAGCUAUAUCCCUUUUCUUCUUUCGGUCUAUGUGGGUGAUAAGGGCAGUUUUUGUUUUAUCUAUGGCAGCACAUCUUGGCGAGGGUCUAUAUGCAUGGCAUCUGGCAAAAAUGGUGGAUCCUGCAAAUGCAAGAGCAUGGUUUUGGCAGACAUUUGCGCUCGGGUUCUUUUCAUUGCGUUUUCUGUUGAAGAGAGCCAAGAGUUAAAAUCUGGGCUUUAACCAAUGUUCUCCUGUACUGUUUGAUCAUUGUAAAACACCUCUUUUCCCAUUGGUGGGAAGCAGUAGUGCUCAAGCUUUGAGAUGUUAAGACUA